Molecule: messenger RNA, 6366 nt
Organism: Xiphophorus hellerii (green swordtail)
Lineage: Eukaryota; Metazoa; Chordata; Actinopteri; Cyprinodontiformes; Poeciliidae
Gene: nr2f6b
Product: nuclear receptor subfamily 2, group F, member 6b
Exons: 5
Coding region: 1499-2713 (404 amino acids)
Biological process (GO): regulation of DNA-templated transcription
Molecular function (GO): DNA-binding transcription factor activity; zinc ion binding; sequence-specific DNA binding
Source: RefSeq, a predicted model, not a curated record
CCCGGGGGUCAGCGGGGGAACGCAGGCAGCCAGUCAGGCGGCCCGGCAUUCUUUCUCAAUGUGUGUGUGGGUUUGGCCGCAGCCCACUCGGUGCUCUUUGACUCCGCUGGCCUUAUAAGGCAUCCAGAGCCAUGGCAACUGCAGGGCUUGAAUAGCAGUGUCAAAUCCCUCAGCACACAGACACACGCUCACUCUCCCUAAAGGAGGGAGCGCAGCGGAGGAAGAGGAGGCUAUCUCUGCCGUGGCUCGAACAGAAGAGGAGCGCUCUGUGUUUUCGCUAAUUUAUUCCUGCCAAAGCCGGCUGGAAAAAACAAGGGAAAAGGACGAUCAGAGAGGAGCGAGGAGCGCAGCAGUAAAAGCCCGAGUCUCUGACAGCUGAGGCGGGGACGUUCUGGCCUCUAGAUGUUACUGCAGGAUGGACAAGCUCUGAGAAAACCAGACAACGGAGACAUGACUUUGGGAAAGGGGAGCAGACUGUGACGGAGGAGAUUUCUCAACUCAGCCUUUGUUUUGGCUUGUUUUUUCUCUGACAUUUGAUCCUCUGACCCCAUUGGCUUUGAAGGAUCAGAAGAAAACAGAGUUUCGUCACAGAGGGCAGAGCAGGAGGACGUCUUUGGUGAACUUUGCUGCUCCAGAAACCAGCUGAGUCAGAAGAAAAAGAUAGUUUCCGAAAACAGAAAAGCAAAAGAAUAAAACACUUUUUUCUUUUAGCCAUCUGUGCAUUUCUGAAAAAGCCUCAGCGUGCGUCUGCACUGGAAGAGCUCAGAUCAGAAGAUAGCACCUCAGCACGGCAGGAACUGGUUGGACGAGUUUAUAAGUUAGAGGAAAGGGCAGGGCAGUUUAACCCUGCCUGAAGGAGAACUGACUGGGUUUUAUUUUUCUAUCACCUGCUGGACGCUUUGAGGGAAAGUGCUGCCCUGAAACAGAAGAGAGGAGGCAGAUUUUUUCCAAUAUCUGCGUCCCUUUUCAUCAUGCUCAAUCGCAGGUGAGGUAUUUUCUUCUUCCUUUCAUUGCCGGGGUCGGAGAAAGCGGCUGAGAGGGAAGGAGAAAGAGUCAAAGAGUAAUUUAUUGUUUCCUGUGAAAAGAGCAGGGCUGCACCCUUUACUCCUGCCUGAACUCUGAACCACUUAAUGCGCGUCUGAAGUUUCUCUCCGAGCUCAAGAGCCAUUGAUCAGAGGUCAGGGCUGAACAAGAGCAGAGAGAGGGAGAGAGCGGAGGGAUUAAAGAAGGGAGAGGAAAAAUAUCGCAGAGGAAGGACCUCCGGAUCAGGACUGCCAGACGGCGAAGGGGAUAAAGGUCAACGCAGGCGAAUCGGGACAACUUCGUCUCCUGUUUUCAGAUCUUCCAGGACAAAGUUGCUCAAAUCCAAACCAGGCGUCCCAACCUCGGAGUCUGAAGCCAGUUCUUCCAACUUUGAAAGGGGGGCAACGUGAAACCCGGCUGAGGCGGCGAAGGGUCCGUGUAUGAUCCUCUCACGGGGCGGCGAGUCUUUGAGAACAUGGCCAUGGUGAGCGGGGGAUGGGGCAACCCCAACGGGGACACCAACGGGCUGGGAGACAAGGCGUACCUGAGGAGGGAGGAGGACAACGACUCGCCGCAGGCCGGCAGCAGCGAUGUGGACGUGGGCGACGAGGACAAGACCUGCGUGGUGGACUGCGUGGUGUGCGGGGACAAGUCCAGCGGGAAGCACUACGGCGUGUUCACCUGCGAGGGCUGCAAGAGCUUCUUCAAGAGGAGCAUCAGGAGGAACCUGAACUACUCCUGCAGAUCGAACAGAGAAUGCCAAAUUGACCAGCAUCACCGUAACCAGUGCCAAUACUGCCGUCUUAAGAAGUGUUUUCGCGUCGGGAUGCGGAAAGAAGCUGUCCAGCGAGGUCGAAUCCCUCCGUCUCACUCAGGUAUCAGUCCGAACUCCCUGUCUGGAGGACCUGGGGGUCCGGGUCACAUCGGGGCGGACUACUUCAACGGCCAGCCCGUGUCGGAGCUCAUCUCCCAGCUGCUUCGGGCCGAGCCGUACAGCAACAGCCGCUACGGCGCCCCCUACACUCAGGCGCAGAUACAGGCGUCGGCGAGCGGCGCGUCCGUCAUGGGCAUCGACAGCAUCUGUGAGCUGGCCGCCCGCCUCCUCUUCAGCACCAUCGAGUGGGCCAGAAACAUCCCGUACUUUCCAGAACUCCCCGUCUCAGAGCAGGUGGCGCUGCUGAGGCUGAGCUGGAGCGAGCUGUUCAUCCUUAACGCGGCGCAAUCCGCCCUGCCGCUGCACAUGGCGCCCCUGCUGGCCGCCGCCGGCUUCCACUCGUCCCCCAUGUCCGCGGAGCGCGUGGUGUCCUUCAUGGACCAGGUCAGGGUGUUCCAGGACCAGGUGGACAAGCUGAACCGGCUGCAGGUGGACUCCGCCGAGUACAGCUGCCUCAAAGCCAUCGCCCUCUUCUCCCCCGAUGCGUGCGGCCUGUCCGACCCGGCCCAUGUGGAGUCGCUGCAGGAGAAGGCGCAGGUCGCCCUGACCGAGUACGAGCGGCUGACGUACCCCAGCCAGCCUCAGCGCUUCGGACGCUUGCUGCUGCGCCUGCCGGCUCUGCGCGCCGUGCCGGCGAACCUCAUCUCUCAGCUCUUCUUCAUGAGGCUGGUGGGCAAGACGCCCAUCGAGACGCUGAUCCGAGACAUGCAGCUGUCAGGGAGCUCCAUCAGCUGGCCGUACGCGACGGGACAGUGAACGGCCCGCCGGGUCGGAGAGAGACGGGCUGAGGUCAGACUGUAAGGAGGCGUCGCCAUGGAGGCGAGCUAGGGCUGGGCGGCGGGGCUUAAAAAUUAAAUCUACCAUUUUUUUCAUACCAGAUCCGAUUUUACUUGAUUUUUUUUUUCUUUAAAAAAAAAAAAAACAUUUUCAAAAAGCGGCUUUUAUUUUAGUCAUUCGUUCUGUUAAUUGCAUGGCAGAAUAUUAGGGCCAGUUUAUUUACAGGAACAUAGUAAUAAUAUUAGCAAAAUAAAUGCAACUUUACUAGAAAAACGUAUGAGGAAAAAAGUCAUUUUAAUAAGAAGGCUUUUAUAUUUUUUUUGCUGUAAUUCUCAUAAAAGUACUACUUCAUCCUCCUAAUAUUCAGAUUUUAUUCAAGUAAUGAAAACAGAAAAACAUCUUAGCCUGACCCAUUUUGCUGUAAAGUUGACUUGAAUUCAUGGUCCAAACAAACAGAAGCUGUAAAACACGUUUGUCAAACAAGAUGGCGGCUCUUGGUGAGAUUACAUCACUCUGAACCAAGUGUCAAACUCAAGGCCUGGGGGCCAAAUCCGGCCCACCAGAAUUAUUUUUUGUGGCCCUUUAGACUCUUACAUAAAAUUUUAUUAGUCAAACAAAAGUCGUUUUUAUCUGUAUGCUGCCAAAUUACAUGUUCAGUAUUAUUUAAUUUCAGCUUCCAGCUUUUUAUUAAUACUUUUACAGUUUGUUAAUGGGAAGUUUUAUUAGUACAUUCUGCCACAACCGGCUCUUUGGUGAUUUUGAUACAUAAAAUGAAAAUGAGUUGAACCAAAGGAGUGAAAUGGUGGGAAAAAAAAAAAAAAAAAAAAGGUUUUCCAAAUAUUAAAUGAUGAAAAAUUGUUUUAUCGCCCAGCCCUACUCUGGUUUUCAGAUCCUGAUUUUGUCGUUAUGGCAGUAAGGAAACGGCGGUGCGUUCUUGAAGUCUGCAGCGCUGUCAGUGGCGAUCCCUCCUCUGGCUUCGUCUCCCUCUGAGCAAACAGGGCCUCCAUUAAACUGCUCUCUCACAUGAGGCCAUGUGCCUCCUCUACCUCCUCCCAUAUGACCCCCAAUGUGACUCCAGCUGAACCCGGCGCUGUGUGCUCUCCUGUCUCUGUCGUCCAGUCUAAAUUAAGCCAUAGCUGCCAGAUCAGGGCUGGGACGUUUUGUAGGGAUCACAAACCCAGGAGAUGUAAAUACGAGUCUGUUACAGUGCUGUGGAAAAACUAUUCACCCCCUUACAGCCUGUUUUGGUUUUGAAAAGCUCAAUUGUUCACUGCAAAAAAACUAAAUAUAACCAAGUAUCUUUGGUCUAGUUUCUAGUGCAAGUACUUAACGCAGUUGGAAUAAGACAAAAGUGACUUACAAAUGACUUUUCUGCUUGGUUUUAGUGACUAUUUAUUAAUAAAAAGUGCAAGUUCCACUGGCAGAUUAUUUCACUUAUAAAUUUUUCGUCUUAAAAAUUUACAUGUGAAAUAAUCCAGUGGAACCAGUUCUUUUAAUUAAUAUUCAAGAACUAUUGACUUAAAACAAGCUGAAAAGUUACUUUUAAUUAGACCAGUUUUUGUUCUAGACCGAAUGGUCCGGCGACGAUCCAGCCAACUUUACAGUACCGUAAUUCACUUUGCACUAUCUGAAAAACUCCAGCAGUUUCUGAAAGGGGAGACGUUGCGCUUUCCAGCCAAUAUGGGGUUAUUACGGUAAUUUCACUCCCACCGCAGCAGAGUGAAAUUAAUCUGAGGGGCGCUCUUUAAAUAGACGGUAAAUUUCGAAAAUAACUUGCUAGAUAUUGAAAGUUCCAGUUGUUGUGGAUAAACGGGCAAAUAUAUUUACUCACAGGACAUUUAAAGAACAAUUAGAAGAAUAAUUAAAAUAAGCAAAAAUAUUCAGACAGAGAUUUGAAACUUGGGUCUGAAAGGGUUAAGUUAGUUUCGUCUUAGUUCAAGUGCACCAAGUAUUAGCAAUAGAAACUGAAGUAUGUGGUAAGGUUUUGUGUUUUUGCAGUGUUUGCUUUCUCUAAACCUACAAAGAUGUAGAACAAUUAAAGUUGCUCUUAACUGAGAAACAUGAUGUCUGCAGUGCUUUAGAUGUGACGUCUUGGAAGAGUUUUUGAAGUACUUCUCUUUGGACUGUCACUGCUAGGAAGGUUCACCACCGUUCCAUGUUUUCUUCAUUUGUGGUCAGUGUCUCACAUUCUGGGUUUCUGGGGUUCAAAAGCCUCAGAAACAGCUUCGUAACUCUUUCCACACUGACAGAUGUCAGGCUUUGUUCUCAUAGGUAAUUUCAUUACAUGAUGUGUAGCUUUUAGACGUCUUUAUGUUGCCAGACAUGUUUUGUUUCACUCAUUUUUUGACUCUUUGGGUCUGAGCUCAGCUUUCUAGUUAAAUCACGAUUCAGCAAGUUGCGUCUCCAUUUGCCCAGGCUGCUAUGGAGAGCUACAUAUCUGAAAUUAAAAUUUGAUUCUUGUGAAAAUGAAGAGAAAAAAUCUGCUGUAAGGAGGGGAUUUUGUUCACAGCACUGUACAGAAAUAAAAAGUGUUAGCUCAACUUUUGUUUUUUUUUUGCAAAUACCUUAGCAUUUUUUUUUCUUUUUAAGACGGGGACCUGCCGUGUUUCUCCGCAAUGAUGCGAAUGUAUUAAACGUUAAAACACAGCCUGGUUGUUCAGACAGUCACAUCCCUGUGGAUGCUUUUAUUACCUCAUGUUUUCUUCAACACAGACACAGAUUGUGUGGUGAACUUACUGAUGUGUUCAUGAUAAAGGGAUCAACCGCGGCAUCGGACUUCACCUGAAGCAUCUUUGAGGAUCUUUUAAGCCUCACCUUGGAUGAAACAAGAUGGCCGACUCAAGUGAAUCUUUUAUGACAACUCUUUGCUACCUGGAUGCUGUUUCCUUUGCUUUUAUAAGAGUAGAUGAUUUAUUUCUUCCCCACUUUACUCCCCCUUAAAGAGAUGAGUCGUCUCCAGAUUAUUAUAAUGAUGAUCAUGAUGAACGGUACGUUGAUUAGGCGUGACUUUAGGAUCCAGGUACUUCAUAGUUCAUAAAGACUAUGAACCGCAGCUCAGUGAACAGAAACUCUUUAUUUUUGCCAAACUAAUAAUUGAUGAAACAUGUUUUGGUGUGACUUAUUUUUUCUGCUAUAAGAUUUUUUUAAAAAGGCAGUAAGAGCCGUGAUCCCUGGUGCAACAGUUUGUGUUUAUUUGUUAGUAUUUUUGACUUUAGUGAUUUAACUGUGGCAGUAGAUUUACAUGUAAAAGAAUCAUGUUUCAUGCCAAAACUAAAAACUGCUAAAGAAGUUUGUCUGCCUGACUCGUUAUUUGUUGCAUCACAGUAAAUAGAUGUAGUAUGUUUCUAUGAUUAACCUUCAUAAGCUGUGGACUUUAACACUAUUUAUCUACGAGUUAUUUCAAAAUUUUCUUCUAUCUUCAACCUCCUGAGUCUUUGUUCUCUUAUAUUUCUUUUUUGAAGAGGAAUGGACCUCUGUGUCGCCCCAGAAAAACAAAAUGUUACCAAUGUGAAUGAAAAGUUUCCAGACGUGCCGCUUAAUUUAGAAAAUUUCAGUCAAUUUGAAAGAAAAUGGUUCGAUUUCAUUUAUUUGAAAGUAAUUGUUGGAGGUGCUAAUAAAUUCAACACAAGUGA